CCAGGGAGAGCGCGCUCCUCCUCUCCACGCUUCAGACCUGCGGACACACCAGCGGGACACUUUUUCAAGAAACAAGCGCUUCACUUAACAACCGUCCACCGCGCUCCUCUCCUCGGAAACCGUUGUUCCACCUUCGCCGCUGCUUCUCUGUGAGCUCUCGGAGGGAUUACCGGGGAGGACGGAGGAGGGAUGGAGAGGUCCCGUUAAAGUUGAAAGCACAAGAGAAGCUCAGUCUGUCUGCGGCUCCUCCGGUGCUCCCACCGCGCUGAGCGAGCGGCUGUCCCCGCCUCGGAGGCCAUGGGCUGCGGCUUGCGGAAACUGGAAGACCCGGAGGACAGCAGCCCCGGGAAGAUCUACUCCACCUUGAAGAGACCACAAGUGGAGUCCAAAACGGAUACUGUGUACGAGUAUGUGCUGCUCGACUUCAGUCUGGAAGGUAGCCGUCCCACAGUGCAGUAUGUGGCCUCACUUUCCGAGCUGCCCCAGGCCCUGCAGCCCUACUACACACAAGGCUACAUCCUGACCGCCCUGCACCCUAUCAUCCUGUCUGUGGGCCGGACCCGCUCACUGCCCUUCAGCUUGCUCUACCGCGCCAUCCUGGCCCGUCCCAGACCCAGUAAGCAGACGGCGUCCAUGUGUCACAGCGUGCCAAUGUUGAAGGUAGAGGAGUGGCCGUUACCUGGAGAGUCACUGACGGGUGACACGGUCAGAGCACUCAUCGACAGGGUGAACAGCAGCGCCCGGGGGGGCGUUCGAUUCAUCGGCUCGGUCCUCCAGCAGGUGAGCGGGAUCACCAACGGCAGGGUGCACAGUCCAAAGAGGGGCUGUCGCUCCCCUCCACACACCCCUCCUGGUACGCCGCCUGGAGACAGAGAGCUGGAGGAAAACACCUACAGCCCUGACUUGAGGUUGUUGGUCUUCUUCCACUCCUGGGCUCCAGGCUGUGCUCCUCUAGACUCACUGGCCUGUCAGUACCACCAGGGGGCGCUCUCAAUGCGUGUUUCCAGGAAGGGCCAGGUGGUUAGUGCCCUGGAAGCUGAUUGGCUAGAGCUGACUGCCGCCUACUACCGCAAAGGCUGGUCGUUGGUGGACUCGUUCGUUUACUGGGACACGCCUAAAGGCUUUGUCCGUGCACAGCGACGUGUCCAGCCGCUCUGUAAGUCGUGCGGUCAGCAGCCCUGUCCCUCCUGAGGAACUGUCUCCAACCGCCGGGGGCAUCGGGGGCUUCCCGGUGUUCGGUGGAGGGUAUCCCAGCGCCCUGUCCCACCUGGAGGAAGGUGGCUUUGAGCAGGAGGAGGGAAAAGCUGAAGUCACCUGUAUGUGAGCAGGAAAGCAGACGUUGUCAAGUUGAGGAUUUAAACAGUGCUGGAUUACUGAAGAGACCAUAUCAGUGAAAAAUGAACUCUGGGAAGUCGACAAACUCUUCAUCGGCCAUCACGCUCAUGUUCCUUUCAACAGAGACUUUAAAGUAGAAGAACUUGGCACUUUUUUUUAAUAUGUUUUAAAUGAAGCCAUAAUGAGAAUGAGGUAUUAUUUAGAAAUGGAUCUUUGUCCAAACUUUUAUAUAGACCUGUUAGGAGAGAAACUAGUCAAUGGGAGACACUUUACACAUAUUUAAAUCCACUUUCUGAUCAGUUCAGGUGCUCAUGGAAGAUUGUCACAAUACUAUAAAGCAUAAACACGUUCAGAUUUCUGCCCAUUAUGGAAACUACACUGGUGGCGAAAUGAGGGAAAAGGGGCUCUACUUUCUGUCUGACCCAGCUCACGAGUCACAAUUUUGAUUUGCAUUUUUAUUCACCCUCCCAACCUUUGUUCCUCUACCUCCAAGAUUCCUUGAAACUUCCCCCAAUGGGCGGAGGCAGGAUGUGAAUAUUCAUCCAGGAGGCUGUCACAGUUUCCUGCGUGCGUUGGUACUGACAAUACACAGGCUGACAUCUGAUACAGUACCUGCGGGCCUCAGUGAAUGUGCUGGCUGCCUAAUAUAGUACAUUUGUGCAGUGUUCCUCUGGAGGAUUUGAGAGUUCAGGUGCUAUUAGUAGCUUUUCCGUGUUGUAAACUGGAGACAUAUCAGUGUGUUGAUCCCUAAGCUGGGUACAAAAUUAACUUUUCUGUCUACCGGCCAAAUGGCUAGUGAAUGUUCAGACCAGCCUCUCAGUAGAUAACCGUCGUUUGUUUUCAGCUGGUAAAUGAAACAAAUCUACCAGCCACUUGCAUGUUUUACCAGCAUUCAGUCCACACACCCUCCUGAAGUUCAAUUUAACUGGUGCCAUUUCACAAUCAUUCUGGAAAUGGUUAUGGCUCCUGUAUAUGUUUGAAAGUAUUUUUUAAAUAUUUGAUCCAUGGAGCUGUGGUUCCCACACGCCCUGAAAACCUGGAAAUGUACAGACUAGUUUGUUGUCCUGGUAAUGUUUAAAGUAUUUUAGCCUGUGCUGUGGCCAGAAUAAUGUUGGAGGAAAGCUGCAGUCAGUAUACCUUUUUCACAACAGCCAUUUUGAAAGAGAAAGGCUCUGCUAAACUAAAUGGAACGGAGCCUUUAUUAGUGUCAUUGGUAACAGCUAUGCUUACCCCAAUAUUUUAUGUCAAAAUGGCUGCUGUGAAAAAGGUCUAUGCAGAAAACAGAAAAAUCGGCUGCGGGGAGAACAGCCAAGAGCUAACACGAAGUGUCAUAUAAACGAUGGUUUGUGAGAAAGUGCUGUCCUGGAUUGUCAAGAGAAACUCCUGGAGGUGUUGGAUAAUGAUUUGUUGAAAGGAGCGGGAACCCUCUCGUACUUUUCUUCAGUCAAAUCUUUUUAAAUGGCUGCUUUACAGCUGAUACGGUACUGGCAAUAUACCUGCUCUCUGUAAUGGAUGAAGUUCUUCAGAAACAAAACGAUAAGGACUGUAUUUUUUAAAGGUGACGGUUGUAGGGCAGCCUUAGGAAGUACUACAGCAGCAGAUAAAGCCUUCUGUGGGUGCAGAAGGAGCUGCGGGAAAUGUCGGUUGGGGCUUAAGACUGCAAGUAGUGAGCUGUGACCCAACUGCCAGCGGUUGGGUUGCAUUGUGGGUAAUGGACACCAGGUUUUGACAAGAAUUUGUUGGAUUAAAAAAAAAAAGACUGCUCUGCUGCAUUGAUUUUGAUACUUUUUUAAAUGUCCAUCCAGUCUGAGUGUCUGGUGUCUUUUAAUGCAGUGAAAGGGAUGCAGUUGCUUUUCAAGGACACACUGCAGUUUUAUAUAUCUUAAUGUUAGUAUUCGUAAUAGCAAAAAAUGAGUUUGACCUAAUUGUGAUGCAUGUUAUUUUGCUUUUGGGGGAGGAAAGGGAUCAAAUGCACCGAAAGUAUAGUUUUAGGUAUUCCAGUGAUGUAUGCAUACAUGUUUUAAAUGGAUGUAUUUAACUCAGCAAAGGCUUACUAAAUGUCAGUAUUAAUAUUCCAGCCUUUCCUUCUGAGAGAGCUGUACAUUUUACUUCCUUUGUCAUUGGUGUUUGUAUUGUAUUAAACACUUAUUUCCCAUGG
Messenger RNA from Morone saxatilis (striped sea-bass), 3493 nucleotides. It is a transcript of the gene rftn2, whose product is annotated as raftlin family member 2. The record is from RefSeq and is a predicted model, not a curated record. Lineage: Eukaryota; Metazoa; Chordata; Actinopteri; Moronidae.